AUGUCUCUUCGAUCUCACCGCCGAUAUCGCUUUCUGGAUCCACCCAACUCUGUUCCAUAUUUCCAGAGAUGGCCAUCGAAGUCUCUAUUGUCCAUUGCAAGCCUAUCUUGCUUGCUCUGCCUGCGACAAGCCUUAUUGAGUUUUGGGUUGCAACCGACGGACAGAAUCGAUGAUUGGGGCUUGACGGUAGAGGCGGAAUCGAGUUUGGGUUUCAACCGCAGUCGUCGUCGUCAGUCGGACCUCACCACUGCAACAUUCAGAUCCCGGCGUCAAAAUCAACUAUCUCGAGGAUCGCCUCCACCCAUCACUGGUCGUCGUGACGACAAAGAGGAGUUUGACGCCUAUGAAUAG
Molecule: messenger RNA, 351 nt
Organism: Linum trigynum
Lineage: Eukaryota; Viridiplantae; Streptophyta; Magnoliopsida; Malpighiales; Linaceae
Source: the annotation of a GenBank genome assembly